CAUGAUGUCAACACCUCCCGGUGUCUACAGGACCAGCAGCGGCAAUGCCCGCCUGCCCUGGGCAACGCUGGGGGAACCCAGGCAGGGCACAGCCCCAGGCCAGUGGACCUGUUUUUCCCGUUUCCUGCCGUUCCCUGCAGCCUGGUCCAGGCAUGUCCCUGCAUGAGUGAGGAGCCUGAGCACCCUGACAGCAGAGGGGCUGGUCAGGUGGAAGGACCUCAGGGGAUGAGCUUGGGUGCUGAACUUCUCCAAGGCCCAGGAGAUUUGGCCCAGGAAAGGUCUGUGUCCCCCAGGCUGCUGUGGCUGACUGACUCCUGGGCCAGGACUCUGCUCAGGGUGAUGGCGGCCGGCUUGGCCCGCUGGAAUGGCACCGGCAAUGACACCUGGGAGGGGGAUGAGCUAGGCUACAGAUGCCGCUUCAACGAGGACUUCAAGUACGUGCUGCUGCCCGUGUGCUACGGUGUGGUGUGCGUGCUGGGGCUGGGCCUGAACACCGCGGCGCUCUACAUCUUCCUGUGUCGCCUCAAGACCUGGAACGCCUCCACCACGUACAUGUUCCACCUGGCUGUGUCCGACGCACUCUACGCGGCGUCUCUGCCACUGCUGGUUUACUACUACGCCCGCGGUGACCACUGGCCCUUCAGCACUGUGCUCUGCAAGCUGGUGCGCUUCCUCUUCUACACCAACCUGUACUGCAGCAUCCUCUUCCUCACCUGCAUCAGCGUGCACCGGUGCCUGGGCGUCUUGCGCCCCCUGCUCUCGCUGCGCUGGGGCCGGGCCCGCUACGCCCGCCGGGUGGCCGCGGCCGUGUGGGUGCUGGUGCUGGCCUGCCAGGCGCCCGUGCUCUACUUCGUCACCACCAGCACACGGGGCACCCGCAUCACCUGCCACGACACCUCGGCGCCUGAGCUCUUCAGCCACUUCGUGGCCUACAGCUCGGUCAUGCUGAGCCUGCUCUUCGCGCUGCCCUUUGCCAUCAUCCUGGUGUGCUACGCGCUCAUGGCGCGGAGGCUGCUGAGACCGGCCUACGGGACCUCCGGCGGCCUGCCGCGCGCCAAGCGCAAGUCGGUGCGCACCAUCGCCGUGGUGCUGGCCGUCUUCGCCCUCUGCUUCCUGCCUUUCCACGUCACCCGCACGCUCUACUACUCCUUCCGCUCCCUUGACCUCAGCUGCCACGUGCUCAACGCCAUCAAUGUGGCUUACAAGGUCACCCGGCCGCUGGCCAGCGCCAACAGCUGCCUUGACCCCGUGCUCUACUUCCUGGCAGGCCAGAGGCUCGUGCGCUUCGCCCGGGAUGCCAAGCCCCCAGUCGACCCCACCCCGACGGCCCAGGCUCGCCGCCGGCUGGGCAUGCGCAGGUCCGGCAGAAAUGACACCCGGAGGACAGAGGACCUGUCGGCCAGCAGUGAGGGCACGAACCGGACAGCGUCUACGCCAGCUGGUAGCGGAACCACGAAGGAUGUCCGGCUCUAGGACCUGUACCCUGUGGGCGUGCGCGCGUCUGUGUGAGAGACUGGAGGGGACCAAGACUUGUCGGUUGAAAUGGACAGUCUCCCCAGAUGUGAAUUGAAGCCCGAUGACCAAGGGAGCAUGACCCCCACCCACCCACUCUGCCAUUUGGCAGGGGCUCUGGAUGCAUGCUCUCGGGUCCAGGGCGCAUAACAGACCCAAAGCCCCCAGUCAUUAUGUGCAUGGGUGAGCUGGGGGAAUAAGGUUUCAGGGAAGGCCAGGGUCCGGGGCCAAUGUUGCCCUUGGCUUGACUUCCAUAUAAAUAACCUGCCCUUUCUGCUGAGAUGCUUAGGCCAGAGUCCGGCCGAAUGGAGUCCAAGGAAGAAACAGGCCCAUAUGGAGAGGAAGGUGACUUACCAAGGUCACACAGCAGAGUCUGGGCCGGAGUGACCUGGUAUGGGGCUAGAAUCCCAGUGUGAUCAGAGGACCCUGGUAAAUAGCCAGAACUGAACCCCUUACAGGAGGUGGGGGGUGGGGGUGCAGUAGGCUGGGUAUUACAGAGGACCCAGCUCUGAGGCAUCCCCCCAGCCUGAGAAGGCAGAGGCCAUAACCUCAUGGGUAAGCUCCCCUGGACUGGGAGCCAGUUGGAAGCUCUAACUUAUACUAAAGAUUGUGUUGCUUGCGAA
Messenger RNA from Echinops telfairi (small Madagascar hedgehog), 2135 nucleotides. It is a transcript of the gene P2RY2, whose product is annotated as purinergic receptor P2Y2. The record is from RefSeq and is a predicted model, not a curated record. The coding region runs from base 163 to 1473 and encodes 436 amino acids. Gene Ontology annotation, molecular function: A1 adenosine receptor binding; G protein-coupled purinergic nucleotide receptor activity; G protein-coupled UTP receptor activity. NCBI's taxonomy places the organism in Eukaryota, Metazoa, Chordata, Mammalia, Afrosoricida, Tenrecidae. Gene Ontology annotation, cellular component: plasma membrane. The transcript has 3 exons. Gene Ontology annotation, biological process: blood vessel diameter maintenance; positive regulation of mucus secretion; phospholipase C-activating G protein-coupled receptor signaling pathway.